Molecule: messenger RNA, 366 nt
Organism: Drosophila takahashii
Lineage: Eukaryota; Metazoa; Arthropoda; Insecta; Diptera; Drosophilidae
Source: RefSeq, a predicted model, not a curated record
AUGGCUGCCAAGAUUCUGCUGAGCUUGCUGCUCCUUUUCAUUGUCUCCGAAUUGGUUUUGGUCCAAUGUUCCCAGAAAAACCUCUGUCCGGUGCUGAAAAAUAACAAGUGCAAGGGAAAAGCACAGUAUCAAUGCGUCUGCGAUUUCACCUGCUCCGAAUGGGAUAAGCCCUGCAAUUGGGUCCUUAGUUGUGAGGAAGAGAUUGACGCAAUAAACGAGGUUCGCAGCAGGAAGAAUAAAUUAAUUCUCUUGAGAUUGCCCAAUCGGAAUCAUAAUGAAUGUCUGGGUAUUAAUAUCAACACGCACAAGCAUCCAAAUUGCUGCAACUUGUUCUGCCAAGCUAAUGUUAAAGAUAUGUGUUUCUAA